This is a messenger RNA of Carassius auratus (goldfish), 3706 nucleotides long. Its product is annotated as solute carrier family 22 member 4-like. The transcript has 11 exons. Gene Ontology annotation, biological process: transmembrane transport. The record is from RefSeq and is a predicted model, not a curated record. Lineage: Eukaryota; Metazoa; Chordata; Actinopteri; Cypriniformes; Cyprinidae. The coding region runs from base 892 to 2541 and encodes 549 amino acids. Gene Ontology annotation, molecular function: transmembrane transporter activity. Gene Ontology annotation, cellular component: membrane.
AACUGUAUAUGGACAUGUUAAUAAUAUGUAUAAUUCAUUUAUAUAUGAUAAUAUAUGUAGCAAAAAAAAAUCCUUUGUAUAGAAAUGUAUAUUAUUUAUGAGGUGCGUGUUUUGUAUAAUUUAGAGGUGAAUAUUGUUUAGUGCCAUGAGUUCUGCUCAACACAAAAUAAUAAAGAAGAAAUAUUGCAGUAAAAUACAGUGAACAGGGCUCCAGACUGCGACCAAAACAGUCAAAAACUUGUUUGAAAAAAUUUAUUAAUUACUAAUGUAUUAAUUAUAUAUUAAUAUGUUUUUGCUGAAACUAUGGUUUGAAAAGUAUAAAUGUAGUGCCUUUUUCCUGAUGUUUUGCCAUCAUCACACCUUUAGUUGUUGACGUAAUAAACAGAAACGAUACGCAUCAGUUUUAGUGUGAGACAGAGCUGAUCUGGAGCAGCUGAAGCAGCGUGAGACACGAGGAAACGUCAGGAGACGUGAAGAAACCUGAGGAAACGUCAGGAGACGUGAGGAGACGUGAGGAAGACAGAGACGUGAAGAACACAGAGACACGAGGAACAGAGAGACACGAGGAAACGUCAGGAGACGUGAAGAAACCUGAGGAAACGUCAGGAGACGUGAGGAAGACAGAGACGUGAAGAACAGAGAGACACGAGGAACAGAGAGACACGAGGAAACAUCAGGAGACGUGGAGAAACCUGAAGAAAGUCUGUUUGGUGCACAUCUAUAACAGGUAGAGGAUAGCAGUGUUCUUCUCCAAACAUCUCCAGGAGCUUCCAAAGACCAAAGACCUAAACACCAAAGCUGACCUCUGAAACAUGUUCUAAUUCAGAGGCUUUGGACAAAAAUAAAUUUUUACAGUCAGCUGAUUCAACUGUAAUCUCCAGUACUGGCAGAAUGGGAAAUUAUGAUGAGGACACCGCCUUUCUGGGGCAAAAGGGACCAUUUUUUCUCAUCCUUUUCUUUCUCUUGAAUGCCGUCUACAUUUCCACGGGGCUUCACAGCCUCUACAUAGUUUUUGUUGGGGCUUCGCCGUCACAUCACUGUCGGAUAGCAGAUGGAAAUCUGAGUGAAGAAUGGCUGAAAGCCAGUAUUCCCAAUGAGAUGGUCAAUGGAAAACUGCAGCCAAGUCAGUGUUGGAGAUACAGCCUGGAGACGGUGAGAGAUCUGUCUGCUCAGGGAUACUCUCCGCUGGAGGUCUAUCUGACAGACAUUACACUGGAGACGUGUAUGGACGGAUGGAGCUACAGCACAGAGAUAUACCACUCCACUAUCGUCUCUGAGUGGGAUUUGGUGUGUGACAGCGAGUGGAAAGUCCCGUUCGCAAGCUCAACUCUAUACAUGGGCUACUUGCUGGGCUCUCUUGUUUCUGCACAGUUUUCUGACAGGUUCGGCAGGAGGAAGGUUUUCUUCAUGUCACUGGCAGCAGAAGCGCUCAUGAUGCUCGCGCAGUCCUUCGCCGAGUCGUGGCUGGUCUUUUGUGUUCUGUAUUUUUUUGUUGGCACAGUCCAAAUAUCCGUGUACAUCACAGCAUUUGUUCUUGGCACUGAAGUGCUGAGUGAUACCAUGCGUGUGUUCUUCACAUCGGUGGGAGCGUGUAUGCAUUAUUGCAUCGGUUACAUGCUGCUGCCGUUGAUUGCCUAUGCUGUCCGAGACUGGAGGUCACUCCUGAGGGUUCUGUCCGGCCUGACCGUGGUCUUCAUCCCUCUGUGGUGGCUGAUCCCGGAGUCUCCGCGAUGGCUUCUCUCUCAGGGACGCGUGCUGGAGUCUGAGGCCAUCGUGAGAGAAGCAGCGAAGAAGAACAAAGUCUCUGCUCCAGAGGUCAUCUUCAUCCAAUCUGAGGUUACAGAGCCGACAUCCCAGAACAGUAAGUACAGCCUGCUCGAUGUGCUACGGACCAGAGAUAUCCGCAAAACCACGUUCCUGUGUUUACUGCUAUGGAUAGCCAUCAACAUUGGAUAUUUUGGCUUGUCCUUGAACACCCCUAACCUCAGUGGUGAUCCCUUCCUUAACUGCUUCCUGUCUGCAGUCAUUGAGGCACCUGCCUACAUCAUGUCAUCGUUUCUCCUGAAGAGCUGUCCUCGGAGACCCGUCCUGUCCGCUUUCCUCGUCAUCGGAGGAGGAUUUCUGCUUCUGCUGCCGCUGAUUCCUGAAAGUCUGAAUACUCUGGCACUGGCGUUAGAGAUGGUCGGCAAGUUUGGCUUGACCAUGUCCUUCACCGUGGUCUACAUCUACACAGCGGAGCUCUAUCCCACCGUCCUGAGAAACCUGGGCAUGGGCUUGUGCUCCUCAGCCGCUCGCAUCGGCAGCAUCACCGCUCCUUACAUCAUAUUCCUGGGUACUUUCAACAAAUAUCUGCCCUACAUCCUGAUGGGAAGUCUGACCAUUGCUUCCUCAAUAGCAAACAUGUUUCUGCCAGAGACGUUUGGAAAAGUGCUGCCCGAAACUCUGGAACAAAUGCAGAAAAGCAAAGCUUUUAUUGGAAGAGAUAAACGCACCUUGGAGGAAGGGAAAGGAACAGUCAUUGUGAAAGAAGAAAAUGUGUGAAAGGAAAAGUCGACGGCUUCACGGCAGGAAAAAUAAAUACCAAUUCUCCUCUGGACACGAAGACAUUCAGAAGAUCCUACAUGGCCCUCGUCGAUGGCUUCACAGAUUUAAUGGCAACUCUUGAUUAAAUGUGAAUAAAUUAUGUCUACAGGUCAUUUUUACAUUGAUGUUCUUUUUUUUGUCAUUCUGUAAUUGGUAUUAUAACAUGAAUUUCUUUUCUUUUUUUAUUUACCAUUGUAGUUAACAUAAUUCAAAGAUAUGAAUAGCUGUUGUGAGAAUGUUGUAUAUUUAGGUGCUUGUGCAAAAUGCACAAAUUAAAACUGAUUUUUCAUGCAACUACCUCUGGAUCAAAUUUACAGUCAAACGAUUACGAUCAUGCCUCGGAGAACCACAGCAGAGCCAGAGGAGCACUGCUGUUUAUACAUUUAUCCCUGGGAUGAGAGCAAACACAAACCUUCUUCAUAGACGUGUAAGUACUGAGAAGCGGAUGUGGACCUGGAUAAAGUGAUGGAUCAGAACCGAGUUCCUGCAGAUCUGACAGUGAAAGAGCUGUGCGUCUGAGAAAUCAUAACCUGUCUGGUAACUUCAGGAGUAUUUCUUUAUUUUUAUUGAGUUAACAUCAACAUUAUACAGUUUGCAUAAUUAUCAUCUUCAUAUACAAUAAGAAAAGCCAGAAGAAAAAGAAGGAAAGUGAAUGUAUAAGUAUCCAGAUGCAUGAGCACAUCCUCAGUGGCACUUUGCUCGACUCGAUUCACAGAUUUGUGAGCCGACUGUUAUUUGUGCCACAUUCAUUGGUGUUCAUUGCAAACCCUGGCUGAGGUGGUUUAUCUAUCGCUGUUUGGAUUGCGUUGGCUUUAUUGCAGGAACUACACCACACUUCUCUCUGCAUGUGUAUGAGACAUAUUCAGCAAUUCACCAAAAAAGUGAGCUCAACAUGGCUUGGUUUCAUUGCAAAUAUUUAUUACAAUUUCUGAUGGAAACAUCUGUAUCUGCCGUAGAUGGAACAGCUCAUGGAAUGACAAUGAUACACAGAAGGACAGUACAGAAAAUAAAAUGCAUUUAUGUGCCAUUCCACUGCGACUCCACAGAAACUGAGCUAGAAGACUGGCAUCUCAUCCCGGUUUAGAUGUUUUACACUAUGUUAUUUGUGUUUAUAAAAAAAAAA